Molecule: messenger RNA, 855 nt
Organism: Trachemys scripta elegans
Lineage: Eukaryota; Metazoa; Chordata; Testudines; Emydidae
Product: fibrinogen-like protein 1-like protein
Exons: 2
Coding region: 131-775 (214 amino acids)
Source: RefSeq, a predicted model, not a curated record
GCGAAUGUGCUGAGAAUACGCCCAGCUGUGGAGCUGGGAAUAUCCUCUGUAAAGCCCUCACGUCACUCGGCUCUCUCCUCCCCACACAGAUCAGGGGAAAGGGAGCCUCCGGCGCAGCAGAGCCAGUGACAUGCGGGUAGCCCAGGCCUGGCCCAAGGACUGCAGCGAGAUAACCUGGAACAGGGUCAGUGGCGUCUUCGUCAUCCAGCCCACAGGACUCCAUCAAUUCGAGGUCCACUGUGAGCUGAACAGCACCAGUGAGGGCUGGACGGUCCUCCAGCGGAACCGGCACGACACACAGAUCACCUGGGCUGAGUCCUGGAGCACCUACAAGUACGGCUUUGGCAACGUGCAGGAUGACUACUGGCUGGGGACGGAGUACAUCUAUCGGAUCGCCAAGCAGAAGAUCUACCAGGUCAGGUUUGUCAUCCACGAUUCAUCCGGCACCAUGAAAUACGCAGACUACAACCUCUUCAGUCUGGAAGACGAGUCCAAAGGCUACAGGCUGAGGCUGGGCUCUUACACUGGGACUGCAGGGGACGCCAUGGCCCCAAACAAUCCUACCACCGUGCAUGACAACAUGAAGUUCUCUGCUAAAGACCUGGAUCAGGACACUUCCAGUGGGAACUGUGCGUCUAGCUCUGGUGGGGGCUGGUGGUACUCGGCUUGUUAUUCUGUUCGACGGAACGUCAAAGGGAGCAUCACUUGGGGUAGUUUCUGUAGUGGGAACUGCCAAGCCUCCGCCAUCCUCAUCAAACCAGCGUCCUACUGUUAGUCACCCCUUCCCCACCCUCCUGUCUGCAGUGAGGAGCAGGAGCGCAGUGCUUGCCUCAUACCAGGGCAUCCUGUGGCAGC